CAUUGGCUGCAGGAACUCAAGGUUGGUGGAAUAGAAGGGGAGGGAUUAAAGUCUUUGAACUGCAGAGAGAAAUCUCCACUCUGAUCUCAGCACUGGGCCCUGCUGCUGCUCGCCGGGAUAUCCCAACCACUACACGCUUUGCCGAAGAGCCCGACGGGAGUCCAUGGUGCCCACAUUUCUUUCAGAGCGCGGAGUCAGGGAUGCAGCGUCGCCAUGGGUUUCAUGGAGUUUUACCUGGAGAUUGAUCCAGUCACUCUAAACCUCAUCAUCCUCAUCGCCAGCUACGUCAUCCUGCUUCUGGUCUUUCUCAUCUCUUGCAUCCUUUACGACUGCCGGGGCAAAGACCCUACCAAGGAGUACGUUUCCGAGCCCGCAGCCCCCCAGCAGCAGUCUCCCAUCCGGCUCGUGGUGAUGCAAAACUCCCCGGCCUCGUCGCGUUAUAACGAGCAGAACAACACAGCCGCCUCCAGCUUCGCACCUCUGACCCCUGACAUGCGCGAGAAGAGGAGCACGCUGGUCUGACACAUCCUCCGUCUGCUAAUGAGUGACUUUCUCUCGAGCGUCCCUUUUGGACACACUUUCAAUCUCAUAGAAGUUAAUAAAUGCUCAAAAAUGAUUCAAAUUUGAGCUGAAACAGAGUUGUCCAUCUGCAUUCAUUAGUUUAUUGUGGACGAUUUCAUCAUGGAAAUGGAGUUAUUUUAUCCUCUGGACACUGGAUAGAGGCCAAAUAGAACACACAUGUGCAUGCCUGAACAGUGCAAACAUCUGGACACGUGUACGGCCAUAAUUUUAUCAGUAGAAGAAAUGACUUUUGCCCAUAUAUUGUAAAACACUUCAGUAUAUAAGUUAUACAUUUUGGAUGUGUUCAUUGUGAAGUUUCAGUGUGCGUGUUUGUAAAUGUAUAAACAUAUUUUAAAGUAUACAUUUAUAAUAAUACAAUAAUAUUGUCUCAGUCAAGCAAUUCAGUUUUCAAGCAUUCUGCAUUUUUUGCUUUUUUCCAAAGCAACUUACUUUGCAUUCUGUGUAUAUUAUAUUUUGAUAGUAGGCAUUGUAUGUUCCCCAGGAAUCAAACCCAUGACUCUGGCAUUGCCAGCACUAUGAUUUUGAGCAAUUUUGAAAUCUAAAUCUAAAAUGCAAUAUAUUUAUGAACUAUGUUUAUGAAGUAUAAUAACAGAAAAAAAGAAAAAUAUUUUUCCGCAAAUACAUUUUGUUUGACAAUCAAGUGAUAAAAAAGAGGUGAUAUUAAAUUACUGUUCUCAUUAAUAUAACAUUCAAAGAACUGUAUUCUCAAUUUCUGAA
This is a messenger RNA of Carassius gibelio (silver crucian carp), 1299 nucleotides long. RefSeq names its product small integral membrane protein 36-like. Lineage: Eukaryota; Metazoa; Chordata; Actinopteri; Cypriniformes; Cyprinidae. Bases 214 to 522 code for a protein of 102 amino acids. The record is from RefSeq and is a predicted model, not a curated record. The transcript is spliced from 2 exons.